CUACCUUGUCUUUGUCAUCGCGUCCACAUCGUUAGACAUCCAUUCGUUAACAGUGUUUUCAACUUCUACCCUUGCCGCUCUAAUUUCAUCUGACAUGGCUCAAGUUGAAUUAUGGAUGCGUUCGUGACGAGGCUUUCCAAGCCGCCGAGCCAGCUUCGAGAGCAAGUUCGCGGUGACUCACCAGAAAAGGAGAGGCCUUCCAAGCGAGCCAAACGGCAGGGAUCACCAGACUCUGAGGGUGGCCUAUGCCCCGAUCACCCCCAGGAUAUCUCACCGAGGGAGGAUUUUCCUGACAAUGAAGCAGCUAAAACAAAAUACCAAACUGAGGAACACCCUCGAAUUACAGGUAUUGAGAGCGCGUUGCCGCCCGCUGCUGAAGGCCAAGAAGCAGUCGAGCAGUAUGAGACGAUGAAGUCAUCACAGGCCUCGGCGCAUGUCGAGGAUGACACCACAGAAACAACUCAGCCACUUUGGGUCAAGGGACGAAGCUCUAUUUAUGUGGAUGCCUUCAAUCUUGCGCUUGAUACUGUCCUAGAAGAAGAAUCACAUUUAUUUGAUGGGAAAGAGACCGAGGUUUUCAAACAAUGGAGAGAGCUGAACUACGAGGCUCAAUAUCUCUACGUCAGGCUCUUUCUGAGGAAAACUGCAUCGUGGCAUCGCCAUAGCCGUCUUGGAUAUCACAACGACAUUUCGGACCUUGAGGCGGCGAUAACUACCCUGCAAUCGUCUCGUGUUCUGCCAGCGAGCACAGCCACCCCAAUACAGAGCCCAGUUCAUGAUCUUGAACUUGAAGAGUCGAGACUGGAUGAGACGUUCAGCUUUGCCGAUAGGUCAGAAGAUCAUUUUGAUUCUGUAGAAGAGGCUGCGUCGCUGCUGAGCCUAGACGAGUUGAAAGAGCUUGCUAAGGAAGCGAAGGUCCAAGGGCGCAAUAAAUCAGAACUCAUUCGUUCACUAGUAAAGAUGAGCAAGCAACAGUCUGGAUUGAUGUCGGUGGGCCUCAGCAGACACAACAGCCGUGGUUCUGUUUCCGAAGACCAGGAAAACUUGGAUGCAAAAGCCAAGGGAAAGGACACCGCGAAGCUUCGGCGAGAAGAUUCGAAUCGAGAGCAGCAUUUCCUUACAAAAAUUCUCGCAGUACUUGGACCUUGCAUUCGAUUGUCGCCACCAGCCUUCAAGCUUUUUGAACGGGUGCAUCUUGUGUUCUAUCGAUCGACGGAGUGGACAGAGAAAUCACUUACAACAAUUAUUCUUGCUAAAAUUGCAAGACGUCAUUUUCCUGAAUACAUUGUGUGCCGAACUUCGACUAUAUUUAUGUCGCGCCUGCACCUACUAGAGUAUGAAACUGCCAUCCGCAUGGAGGCCGAAGUCGAUGCAUGGGAGUUCAGUAGCCCACCCGGAGAUGAGGGCCUCAGACUGAUGGUCAACAUCUUUGAGAAAGUUUACCCGCGAUGGAAGAUAUUAGUUGAAGAAGAGCAGCACAAGGAGCACACAGUCUAUGAAAUGGGAGAGGGUGCUUACUUGAGACGUUUCACGCCAGGCCAUUCGUAUACAAGAAUUGUCCAUAAAGCAGCACCAGUUUUUGGAAAGCUCAAACAACAUCUCAGAGAGCAUGAGCUGCUCACCGAGCUUCUCGAUCAACGGCUGUUCCAUCCUGCAAGACGAGGUAGUUGGUACCAACGAAAGGCUCUUCUGGAGGAGCAUUAUAUGCCAGCUUUGGACCCGAAUCCCAAAUUCACAGACCCCGAACAGCAGAAGAAACAUUGGAAGAAAAUCGCAGUUGCUACUUGCGAGGCUGGCCUACAAGACCCGGACUGCCAUCUGAUAUUUCACUAUGACCUGCAAAAACGCCUUGUCAAGCUAGAAAAGAAACUACGUAUACCACGUCGCUUACAACACGAUUUUGGCCAUGUUGAUCUGCAAAAACCUAUCGAACACACCAUUAAAGGAAUUCAACUCAAGAAGGAUAUCAUUGCGAAGGGCGGUCGCCAAGUUUCAACCAAAACUAUAUGGCUCGAUGAGCUAGACACCCAAGAGGAGUGUAGCGUUGAAGCAAUGUGUCUCAGUCAAUAUCGAUCAGAGGGUUGGAAGGGGUAUCACGCUGAGGGUGGAAUUAUUCGCACUCUUUUCGCGUACCUCUUUUACGAUAUUCUCUUUAUCUAUAUUCCAAAUGUGUUUCAGACAGCAUAUCAAACAUGUCCGCUGGAUCUUCACACUGAUGCUUUCUACCCGUCCCGAGCAUCAGAAAUCAAUCACAGACUGGUCGAGAUUGCCAAUGGAGAGGCUCCACGACUCAUUCGCAAAGUCUGGGAAUCAGAACAUGAGAGGAGAACAAGUGUGGUGGGCCUUAACUGGGAUUUCGAGAUUGACGACCUCGUAGAGCUUGCUGGGUGCUUCGAGGGAAGCGCUCUUGCAGCAGUAUGCAAGGUGAUGGCUCAAGAGUACAGACAACGAGGCGGCGGUAUCCCGGAUCUAAUUCUGUGGCGCACUAAUAAUCUACCAGAAGAUUCAAAAAAGGUGCCUGGAAGGCCAAAGGGAGAGGUUAUGUUCUCGGAAGUCAAGAGCGCCAACGACCGGCUGAGUGAUACUCAACGGCUAUGGAUCCAUGUGCUUACUGGAGCAGGAGUAAAGGUUGCGCUCUGCAACGCCAUAGCGAAGGAAGUGAGGGAAGUGGAUUGAUCCCAUGUUCAAGACCAGAAUGAACUUCGUGCUAUUGAAUCACGUUUCAAGGCAAGACGGGGACAGGGCAUUUUGGUUUCCAUCAAGCUAGAAGAUGCAUCUCAAGUUCACAACUGCCCUGCAAUUUCACACUGCAUUCAACCCAGCCAAACCAUGGGGCGGCGAUCUUCUCGUUCUGGGAAGACUAUAAUUAUCUCCAUGGGUGUGAAGAAGAGAGGUUCUAGCAAGGAGUGAGAUCCGACAAUCUGACUUUUGAGCCAAAAUUAGCAAUUGGCAAAGCAUUCGAAACAUGAUCUAGGGCCUUGUUCCACCCAGCAGCCGGGUCACAGCGGUCUCAAACUCGUUUCUAAUCUCAGACUCAGGGCUGAGGAUCCCUCCUUGGUUUCAGAUAGGCGGGAGGCGUGAGCUGGGCAUCUCACGUGCAUGGUAGCCAAUGACAGGGCUGCAGACGAGACGGUGUGAUGCGCAGGGUUGUCACAUCACCACAUGCGCAUCUCGUCACUGGCGCAUUCGGUGGGUUGGGCGAGUCAAUAGGCUAUGAGGGCUCUUAAUCUAGGUUCUGUAGCCUCUCGGAAGCAUCCUCUGCUUGCUGGACACGAUGCCAUGAGGAGCUGGGCUUCCGGUAAACUGGAGAUUACGCGUGGUAGAUCGGUGUUCUUUUUCACCUGUUGGACUUGUGCCAUGGUAAUUGAGUGAUAGUGUCCCAGGACCUUGAUCAUCUGGAUGACGAGAGGUGAUGGAAUGAGCUUGAGUUUGGGUGAGGUGUCAAGAGCCUAAGCUUAAGUUCACGGGCAGUGAGGUUCAACAUAUUGUCACAGGUUGGUGCGGACCAAAGAUUCACGUCGUCACGUCCCUGGUGACAAUACCACUGGGGGCCAUUGGAAACACGCCAACUGGUCUGCUAGCGCAUUGUAUCCCUCGCAGUAGCUGGGUAGUAUGCGCGAAACAAAUCGACAAGAGUAGAAACGAGAGCGAGAGGGGAGAUGCAGACACAGGCGCACCUGAAGCAAGACAACACGACACAACAUAUAGCGCAGGCAUUACUAUUACGGGCCAUACAGGAUAGACAAGAAACAACGCUUCUGCAUGUCGCUAUGUCCUCAAUCCAUUAAGAACCCCAACCCUCACAAAUACAAAUCGAAAUCGUCGACCCACAGCCCUGGGCGCUUAGCACGGAUCCAAUCAUGUCAACUCGCCCUCCAUGGUGGGUGAUGGGCUCUCCCGCCUUAGCCAAUAACACAUUCGAAGGCCAUUGCCCGGCGCUUACAAGCCCAGUUUAUGGGGCUCUCUAGUUCCGCUUGGACCAGGGUGCUGGGUCGCCAGAAGCUAGAGACCACGCCGCUUUUAAGUCUAAGUCUUUCUAGUGGCCCAUCACCCCUGGGUGAUGGGAGGGGGGUGCCGACAGUGGGCGAGCAGCAUUGAAAGGAUUCCUUAAGUUCAAAUGGUUCCUUCGUACUGAAUUCGCAGGGCAGCGCAGUGAAGAUGCAGUGGUCCGAAAGAGAAUAAGAGAAGCACAAUAUUGGGGGAACAAGAACUGCCAAUGCUUCCCAUGGCCCUCUCAGAUGCCGCUUUCUGGCAAUGACUAUAUCUGUCUAUCUCUGCAUACGUCCUGUUCCUUUGGCCCAAGAGUUGGCCCAGUGGAGUGCAUAUAUACAUGGAUGCUUCAUUCACGUCUUUGCAUCUCGUCACAACGCGGACCGAAAUGCAGAAUGAAAACGGGUCAACAAUAUGUUCUUCAUCGUUCACCCCCAUGUAACCCAUCGUUCGAACGAAGCCUGAGGCUUGCUGAGAUGAUCUCUCACAGGUGCUUUUGCGACCCAUGCUAAGUCUCCCGACAAGGAACAAGGGUAUAUCCCAUCACUUGGGAAUAGAAGGAAAAUAAGGCAGAUUAAGAGCAGGUGGGGUUCAGAGAAGCUUCGAGCUGGCGGCCGUUCUGUAGGCCGCCAGUGCGACCAAGAUACGCAUCGAGGAUAUACCCGUUGUGCGGCCUGUUCUUAAGACCAUGACAGAUCCAUUAUAAACGAGCAAACAAACAAACAAACAAACA
Molecule: messenger RNA, 4723 nt
Organism: Fusarium odoratissimum NRRL 54006
Lineage: Eukaryota; Fungi; Ascomycota; Sordariomycetes; Hypocreales; Nectriaceae
Exons: 2
Coding region: 112-2676 (854 amino acids)
Biological process (GO): interstrand cross-link repair
Cellular component (GO): nucleus
Molecular function (GO): flap-structured DNA binding; 5'-flap endonuclease activity; 5'-3' exonuclease activity
Source: RefSeq, a predicted model, not a curated record